Molecule: messenger RNA, 5974 nt
Organism: Vespa mandarinia (Asian giant hornet)
Lineage: Eukaryota; Metazoa; Arthropoda; Insecta; Hymenoptera; Vespidae
Product: latrophilin Cirl
Biological process (GO): G protein-coupled receptor signaling pathway; cell surface receptor signaling pathway
Cellular component (GO): plasma membrane
Molecular function (GO): carbohydrate binding; G protein-coupled receptor activity
Source: RefSeq, a predicted model, not a curated record
CGAUGUAAACGACGCCAUUACUGUGUCAGUUUGUACCGUAUAGACACGGUUCCGUAUCGUCCUCGUUAAUUACAGUGAUUUCCAAGAAUUGUACGAGUUAAAACACCAGAGCAUCAGAAUAAAAUCAGUGUUAGUGCGUCAUUCUUUGUGAUCCUGAGUGAAGAUGUUCAUCGUUCGAAGGAUCAACUGUAACUACCUGAACUUCCGCAUGAUGAGAUCUGAAAAUCGGUAUUGCCUACGACGUUUAUACAUUUAGCAUGAUACAACGUAAUCACUGUCGAGCUAAUGGAUUGACAUUCAAUAUAUUGGAAAAAUUUGGUACAAGCCGAUGGAGAACGGAACCACUAACAAUGCCCGGUCAUACAUCGAAAUCGCGAAGGACACGGUCCUCCUGCAUACAAACGAAAGAGGAGAGGACAUUCGGGUUUUCUUAAUCAGGUAUGUCUAACGGAUGGGAGAAGUUUAUUAGAACAACUUGCCAUACUGUUUCCGAAAGAUCCAAGCAACAUUUACACAUGGGAUGGUCCGAGUGCCCUCGACCGAGUUGCUCGGGGAUGUCCAGACAAACUUCGUUGAAGUGAAGAGUUUAUAUCAAACAUUCGUCUGACGAACGUGUUGUUUGGUCGAGUACGAACCGUUGGAAUAGGACCAUUCACGACUAUGAUCGAAGGAAGUAGGAAAUAGGAGGAUGCGCUCGAGACUUAAGCAAGUGGACUAACUUUGAUGCUUCUCGCUAUACGUUUACGCUUGUUAUUUGAUCGUUGACCUAUCGAAUAAGCUAAAAUUCUAACUACCGAUAGCAGCCAGUGACGGGUGGUAAAGGACGAUAUAUUACUGUGAAAUUCAACACCGUGGUACCCCACCAGGCGGUCGAAGCUUUACGCGCGUUUCAUACGAGAAGGAAAGUUAACUCGUACGAAUUACUUAACAAGUACGGAAGGCGAUAAUUUCGAAGGGGCGAAAUUCCUUUUAUGGUGCAUCACCGAGAUCUCCAUUUGCGUUUACCUCUUCGAAAGAUCUCGACGAUAAUACACGGAUCUCCGACUUCCAUUAUGGCGGAUAGAAGAACGGAAACGGCGGAAUAACGACCGCGACGGUGAUACGCGACGGAGGUAGUACGCGUCUGGGAGUAAGCAGAGGGCCGGAGGGCUGAUAGGGGCAGCUCGAGAGACAGCUGACAAGAUAAUCGGUAAAGGUGUGGAAAGAUUACGCGUAGUCGGAGCUCGAAAUCUGAGUGCCAUGGAGUGCCGCAAGGGUCGACGGAAAGGUCUGCUCGGUGGGCUGCUCCUUGCAUGGCUAUUAACCAGCGGUCGUACAGUCGUCGCACGAAAUAUAGAGAGGUACGACACCGCGUACGCCUGCGAGGGCAAAACGCUAUGGAUCGAGUGUGGCGAGGGAAAGCUGAUCCACCUGAUAAGAGCCAACUAUGGGAGGUUCUCGAUAACGAUAUGCAACGAACAUGGGAAUACCGACUGGAGUGUCAAUUGCAUGUCACCCAAAACUUUCCGUGUUCUCAACAACGAGUGUAACGACCAACAAAACUGCAGCAUCGUUGCAUCAACCUCGCAAUUCGGUGAUCCUUGUCCCAACACGCACAAAUAUCUUGAGGCACAUUAUCGUUGUGUCUCUGCGACUACAACAACGACGACAUCCCGACCGAGUCCUCCGUGGUUCAUAACUUCGCAACCGAGCGUUUGGAGCACGGCUAAGCCAACCGUGAGACCUCCCUCGAGGAUUACGACACCGGCGGUUCAACAGCCACCGCAACCACCACCGGCACCAUCUACACCAGCUUUGCCAAUAACCACUCCGCCAAGUCCAACCUCGACGAGGUCCUUCGACGAAAUGGAUAUCAAAGAAGACCAAGAUUCUGUUCUUCCAGAGAAAGGUGUCGUAGCGAAUGGAGCAGCGAUUCCUCCUAUCGCGCCUGAAACAAUGCAGCCAACAACUACAUCGACAUUUGCUCCAUGGAGAACAAGUCGAAGACCAACCGUACCCAGCACUUAUUAUCCAGAGUCCAGUUCGAACGGGCAAUGGUACGAUUAUGGACGACAGGCCUGUCCACCGGUAAUAGCACGAAAUCUUUCAUGGAACGCUACUCGAGCUGGAGACGUUGCCGUCCAAAGUUGUCCAGGUGGUGCCAAUGGACUUGCUCGUUGGAGAUGUCUUGCCAAAGGUGAUUCUGCGGUCUGGCAUCGAGACACUCCAGACUUGAGCGAAUGUCGUUCUGUUUGGUUAACGUCCUUGGAAAAUAGAGUAACUGAUGGUGACGUCAUUUUGGGAAUCAGUCGAGAACUUUCACAAGUAACGAAUAAUAGUCGUGGUCUUUAUGGUGGUGACAUGAUGAUCACAACCAAGAUCAUAAAGAAUAUGGCCGAAAAGAUGGCACAAGAUAUUAGGACCUAUCAGGAUCCCAAUCAAAGGGAAGUCAGCGUUACGGAACUCUUGCAAGGUGUUGUAAGAACAGGCAGUAAUCUUUUGAACGAAGCACAGAUGGCUUCUUGGAAGGAUCUCAGUCAUCAGGAACAAAUGAGAGUAGCGACCUCUUUGUUAAUAGGUCUUGAAGAAAAUGCAUUUCUAUUGGCUGAUACUUUGACCCAAGAGAAAACGAUCACUCAUGAUUGUAGAAAUAUACUAAUGGAAGUUCGCGUUUUGGAUACACGCAAUAUCGGUAAUGAUCUCGAGGUCUUUCCAAAUAAUAUCUUGGAGGGAAGAUGGACAGCAUCCACGGCACACGUCGAACUAACCAGAGGUGCUCUUUUGGAAAACAGCGAAGCUGGGAUCGUUCGACUAGUCUUCAUGGCCUUCAAUAGACUCGAAGAAAUUCUUCAACCGCAAGCUGAAUUGCCGUCCGUCGUUACAAACGAUGACUCGCAAUCGUUGCCGAAAAGAAACACGACUAGGUUAUUGAACAGUAAGAUUAUUUCUGCUUCAUUAGGAAAAGGUCGACAUAUACAGUUAUCGGAACCAGUAAGGAUAUACUUCAGGCAUUUGACAUUGGAAAACGUCACCAAUCCUACUUGCGUCUUUUGGGAUUAUAUUUUGAGUGGUUGGUCAGAAGAAGGCUGUCAAAUAAGAAAGAGUAACGACACGCACACAGUAUGCGAGUGCAAUCACUUAACAAAUUUCGCCGUUCUAAUGGACGUUCAUGCAGUUAGACUUGACAUCGCUCAUCAAGUCGCUUUACAAAUCAUUACAUACAUAGGCUGCAUCAUAUCUGUUGUCUGUCUGGUGUUAGCGAUACUUACCUUUCAAUUGUUUCGUGGACUCAAGUCGGACAGAACGACAAUACAUAAGAACCUGUGCGUCUGCCUGUUAAUAGCUGAAGUUUUGUUUGUUUGUGGUAUCGGACAAACGAAUCAAAGGAUCGUCUGUGGUAUUGUUGCUGGUUUAUUACACUUUUUUUUCCUAUGUGCGUUCGCCUGGAUGUUCCUCGAAGGAUUUCAAUUGUAUGUUAUGCUGAUCGAAGUUUUCGAAGCGGAAAAGUCUAGACUACGAUGGUAUUAUCUUGUUGCUUAUGGGGCACCGUUACUAGUAGUUGCGAUAUCCUGUAUAAUCGAUCCAUUCAGUUACGGCACCGAUCGAUACUGUUGGCUUCGAGCGGACAACUACUUCAUCUUCAGCUUUGUGGGGCCCGUAAUACUCGUAAUCUUGGCGAAUCUCGUAUUCCUGUCGAUGGCGAUAUACAUGAUGUGCCGACACGCAAAUACGACGGUAGCCAUGAAGAGUAAAGAACAUUCUCGUCUAGCUAGCGCAAGUGGAAAGGAAGAGAAUGCUCUUCCCAACAAAUUGCAAGCGCACUUAGCUUGGUUACGCGGCGCCAUCGUCCUAGUAUUUCUACUAGGAUUAACCUGGACUUUUGGACUCCUUUAUUUGAAUCAAGAAUCAGUGGUAAUGGCAUACAUCUUUACUGUACUCAACAGCCUUCAGGGUCUUUUCAUCUUUGUAUUCCACUGCGUUCAAAACGAAAAGGUAAGAAAGGAGUAUAGAAAGUUCAUCCGACGUCAUUCAUGGCUACCAAAGUGCUUGAGAUGUUCGAAGACGGUGACAGGAAGUUCCGGGUCAUCCGGUACGAGCGGUGGUGGAGUUGGCCCUGGUGGAAACGGUGGAAAGGAAUUUGCCUCGCACAACACAUCCUCAAAUCCUUCGGCUCCAACAACGGACAGCUCAGGACUAUCGCCUCAUGCUGCCUCUAACAACAUUUCUUUUAAAUCGUACUCCCGGGACUCUGGACACGGUGGAUCAGAACAAGAAGAUUCACCAAGGACACAUAACACUUCAACUUUGGGCCAUUCAGGUCGUAAUCGAGAUCGAGAUAGAAACCGCAUCAUUGGUUCGAAUGAUGGUAGCGAGACGAUGAGCGGUGGAAGAGCAGCAACGACAACGGCAACUACUUCGGUGGGAACUGGACGACGAGCUGCCAUGCCAUAUAAUCAUACUUACACAGAAAUCGUUGAUGGUAGAAACGGUGGAAAUGGUAUGCAUCAUCAGAUGCAUGCUCAUCACGGCCAGCAUGUACAUCUUCCAACGCAUCGCGGAGUUGGCAACGUUGGUGGUUUAACGAACGAAGAUGAUCCUGUUUACGAGGAAAUCGAACGAGGUGGCGCCGGUGGAACUGUCGGAGAGAUCCAAGUGUCAGACAUGUCUGACGAGGAUGGUCGACGACAAAGCGACAUGAGUAGACAAUCUUCAAGAAGCUACGGUGAUCAUAGGCCAUUGAUUCCAUAUUCACCUGCUAACGAUCGUAACCUGCUCCAUUACGGGCAAACGAUGAGCGAUCGUGUUGGGAACACUCACUACGAUCCAACGGAAUAUGGUCCAACCGUUGAAAGGACCAUAAAUGCCUGCUGGGAGAAACUACGAAGGCAACAAGCGAGGUACGAGCUCGGUGAACUGCCACGACUCCCUGCAGGUUAUGGACUACCACCUCAACAGGAUCAUACGAGAACCGUCGCUGUUCUCGACGGCCAUACCGUCGUCUGCCAUCUUCAACCCCAAACGGACAUGUAUACAGGACGCGGAAUGCCACCGCCUUCCUACAGCGAGUGUUAGGUCAAGGCUGGAUCGUCUCGUCCUCCAUCUCGUCCAUCAUCCCCACGUUUUGGGGUAGGACUCUGUUCCUCUCGUAGGACUCGCCCUUCGACUCCGAUCUCUCUCUGAUUCCACUGUAGCUCAGCAUAACGUCUCUCUCUCUUUCUCUCUCUCUCUCUCUCUCUUUCUCUUCCUCUCUUUCUCUUUCUCUCACUCUCUCUCACUCUCUUAUUUUCAUUCUCAUUCUCUCUUGGAUUUGUCAGAAAGAGAUUUUACUCUUAACAAGAAGACUUUUCUUUCCUAUGAAUGAAAGCAGUUGAACGGGGAGAGAGACGAACAAAGGCUAAGAUUUCGGAGAAGAAUCGUGAAAAUGAGAAACGGACGAUGACGGUCCUUCCAAGAAGAGAAACACAAAAAAGCACGAAAGGCUAGAACGAUAUUACUUCGCUUUUUAGCGUGUUAUAAAGCCACACGAGUCGAUUGGCGAACCUACGCGAUGGUUCGUGUACAACUAAACUUAACGAUCGACAUUCUGCGCCGAAAGAUUCCUUCCUUGCUCUACGCGUACUAAUCACGGUGUGUGUGAUCCUUGCGAAAACAAAAAAAGAAAAAAAAAAGUAAUAAAUAUUGUGUAGAGAGCGAGACGAUCGCGUCGGCGAUACGUUAUUUUUCUUUUUUUCUUUUGUAUAAUAGACAUAUCGCGACACGUACUCCUCGUCCACGAACUGGAAAUUUUUUAAGUCAUUGUUUUAGGUCACCUUGUUCUUUCUUUUCUUUCGUCCUUUUGUGUAUAAUAUAGACUCUCGUUGAACGGAUAGCUUAGGAUAGCGACAUAUCGGAAAUUUUAGAAGGUGUGGCAUGUGAUUGUAACAAUCGCUUUUGAAAAUCGCGUUACGAAGGAGAGCAACUGCCUGUGAGAGAGAGAAAGAAAGAAAGAAAGAAA